Messenger RNA from Cicer arietinum (chickpea), 930 nucleotides. RefSeq lists its product as uncharacterized. NCBI's taxonomy places the organism in Eukaryota, Viridiplantae, Streptophyta, Magnoliopsida, Fabales, Fabaceae. The record is from RefSeq and is a predicted model, not a curated record. Gene Ontology annotation, molecular function: protein binding.
GAAUAAAAAUCCUUAGAAUAUUUGGUCAGAAGUGACAAGUAUGGUAGGUGCAUGCAGAGCAUCAGCAGCACCACCCAUUUCCCACCUUCCAUUACGUAAUCCUAAAAACAGAAGAAGAAUUCAGUAUUCUCAUCAGACCAAACCAUCAGCACCCAUUUCCAGAGCUCAAACUCCAAACAGACGGUUGUUCCUUUUAUCUCUCCCCCUCUCUGGCUUCCUUUUUCUUCCCUUUCAAGCCUUUGGUGAAAGUGAUACAGAGUAUGACCCAGUAACUCCUUCUGAAAGAGAUGCAAGUGCUUUAAUCUCACAGAGAGUUUCUCUAGGAGUGGAAUUGUUGGAGAAAGGGAGGGAAUUGCAGGCUCAAGGUGACUUCAAUGGCGCUCUUCAGUACUUUUCUCAGGUGAUUGAAAGCUACAAAGACCUGGCAUUCUCAGAGUAUGCAAGGGUAGGGAGAGCACUGGCCCUAUAUGAAGUUGGUGACAGAGAAGAAGCAAUUGCAGAAAUGGAAGACGUUUCAAUAUCACUAAAAGGGUAUCCGGAAGUACACGCAGCUCUUGCAGCAGCCUUAUAUGCAGAUAAGCAUGCCGCAUUGCUUGCUGAAAACCAGUUCACUAUUGCAACUCUUCUUGAUCCUCAUUUUACAGAUAUUUCAUAUGUUAGAGACACAAAGCACUGGCCUCCAAGUUUGAUUAGUUCUCUGCAGCAUUUCAUUACACUAUCUUAAGACCUUAGAUGAUAUUUAUACGCAUUGUUUAAUUUACCCAUACAUAGCAGUGGCAGGUAUAUGAAAACUUUCUCUUAAGUUUAAAUAUUUAUUAUAACUUCAAAUGUAUACCCUUGUUCAUUGUACAUUUUUUUUCUACUUUAGUUAACUCUUGUUGUUCUGAAAUGUAAAUCAACUUUGGUAUAAUUUUUUUUUUUUUUUGCUGU